Stereum hirsutum FP-91666 SS1 is the source of this 1707-nucleotide messenger RNA. RefSeq names its product carotenoid ester lipase precursor. The record is from RefSeq and is a predicted model, not a curated record. The coding region runs from base 1 to 1668 and encodes 555 amino acids. Lineage: Eukaryota; Fungi; Basidiomycota; Agaricomycetes; Russulales; Stereaceae. The transcript is spliced from 17 exons.
AUGCUCUUCCAUGGAUUGCUCGCCACAUUUUCUCUCGUCGUGCUCAGUGCUUCCAAGGGUUACUGUACCUCUUCCACUAAUUUUGUAGGGGCAGACGGCCUUCCUACUAUCCAACUGGAUAACGGUACCUUCAUAGGGAACCAAACUGGGAAUGUCACACAGUUUCUUGGUAUCCCCUAUGCCCUUCCACCAACGGGUGAUCUACGCCUCCGUCUUCCCGUCGCCAAUCUCCCCUACAAGGGCACCUACAACGCUUCAACCUUCGGGCCUAUGUGUCCUCAACAAUCUUUAGUUCUUGAUCCUUCGGUGAUAGCGACGGUCGCGCCGAUUGUCGGGUCAUUGGACUUCGGUCCCGGGAGCAUUCCACAGAGCGAGGACUGUUUGAGUGUGGAUGUCAUCGUACCGAAGGAUGUGACCGUGGAUGCGAAACUGCCUGUUGUCGUGUGGAUUUAUGGAGGCGCAUUUGAAGAAGGAGAUAUGACCUUGUAUCCUGGUGAGGUCAUUGUUCAAGGCUCUCUUGACUUAGAGACCCCAGUGGUGUAUGUAGCGAUGAAUUAUCGCUUGUCUGCGUUCGGUUUCCUACCCGGUAGAGAAGUCAAAGACGCAGGUGUUGGAAAUCUAGGACUGCAGGAUCAGAGGCUCGCGAUGCUCUGGGUUCAAAAGUACAUCGAAGCAUUUGGCGGGGAUCCGAAUAGGGUCAUCAUCUGGGGCGUAAGUGCUGGUGCUAUCUCGGUUGGUCUGCAGAUGGUCGCAAACGGCGGCAAUGCAGAAGGGUUGUUCCACGGUGCUUUCAUGCAGUCGGGAUCGCCCAUCCCCGUAGGCGAUAUCGCAGAUACGAAACAGCAGGCAGUCUACGACUCCGUCGUCGACAGAGCCGGCUGCUCGAAUAAGACUGAUACGCUCCAAUGUCUUCGUGAAGUACCUUUUAGCGUGUUCAAUGAUGUCUCCAACGAGACGUACUCGUCAUUCGCCUUCCAGUCAUUAAACCUGGCGUUUGAGCCCCGCGCGGACGGUAUUUUUCUGACGGACACUCCUCAACAAUUAGUGCUGAAGGGAGAGGUUGCCAAUGUCCCAUUCGUUACUGGUGACUGUGAUGACGAAGGCACACUAUUCUCCCUUGCGAAUGCGAAUUUAACUACGGAGACAGAAACCAACAACUAUAUCGCGUCCAACUACUUCACCGAUGCCUCCACGCAAGACCUCCAACCGCUAUUCGAAGCAUAUCCGUCUGAUCUUAGUGCCGGAUCUCCCUUCGACACUGGCUCUGCUAAUAACCUCACCGCGCAAUAUAAGCGUCUCGCGGCCUUCCAAGGCGACCUUGUCUUUCAGGCUCCUCGUCGUUUCUUUCUUCAGCAGAGGUAUUCCCAACAGGAUACUUGGUCUUACUUGUGGAAACGGGGAAAGUCUACCCCUUAUAUCGGCUCGUUCCACAGUAACGACACCGCCUACGGCCCCGGCGAAGUUCGUGACGCCCUCAUCAACUUCGCCAACAACCUCGAUCCGAACGGGCCCACUCUUGGCGUCAGCGACUGGCCCAAGUACACGACCCACGCGCCGACGUUGUUCACGCUCCUGGAUGGUGAUGUGCCCGUUACACUUACGAACGAUACGUACCGCGAAAAAGCGUUUAGUGUUAUGACGAAUGUCUCGUUGGCGCACCCCAUUUAAUCUUGAGGAGAGCGGAGAGAUGGUAAUGUAGGGGCUUGG